GGCUGCGGCCAAGUGAGCGUGGUUCCACUCACGCCGCGGUCCCGACCUCCGACUCCGAGGGUGACGCGGGCGCGUCCCUUCCUCUUCCUCCAUCUCUCGGGCCCCGCCUUCCCCUGCCUCCGCCCACCUCCCUGAAGCGGAGCCGCCGCCGCCAGCCGUGCCGUCAUGUCGGCCCCCGCCGGCUCCCCUCACCCGGCACCCAGCGCCCGGAUGCCGCCCAAGUUCGGCGCAGCAGCGUCCCCGGGAGCCGCGGGCCCGGCGCUGCCGCUGCCGCCGCCGCCGCCGCAGCAGCAGCAGCAGCAGAACGGUCCAGCACAGAGUCAAAUGCAGGCUCCAUCUGGGUAUGGAGUGCAUCAUCAAAACUAUAUGGCCCCCUCAGGACAUUACUCUCAAGGACCUGGGAAAAUGACCUCAUUGCCAUUGAAUAAUCAGUGUGCUGAUUACUACUCUGGUCCCUAUUCAGUACCAACACAAAAUAUGACUCCCAGCACAGCAAACCAACCAGGAGCACAGCAGAUGUAUGGCCGGGAUCCUCCUGCCCCUCAUAUGAUGGCAUCCACUCCAGGACCUUUCCAAGGUGCUGCCACAUCAGCAUCCCAUUUGCAUACGAGUGCCUCCCAGCCAUAUGCUUCUUUUGUGAAUCACUACAAUAGUCCAUCCAUGUACUCUGCCAACUCUUCUGUUGCUUCUCAGGGCUUCCCUUCAACUUGUGGUCAGUAUGCUGUGUCAGCUGUUUCGAAUGCUGCGUACCCUAGCGUUUCAUACCCGUCUCUGCCUGCUGGGGAUCCAUAUGGGCAGAUGUUUACCUCACAGAAUGCUCCAGCUGGCCGGCCAGCUAAAGAUUCAUUUGCUGGCCACAGUACAGCUGUGAGCCAUCCAUCACCACUUCCACCCCCACCUUCCCAGCAGCAGCAAAGUCUUUCAGGAUACAGUCCUCUUUCGUGGUCAGCUCCAGGCCUUCCAUCAAACCCACACAGCCUCAUCCAAAACAAAAUGGGAUCCCUCACUACAGCCAACAACAACCCAACAAAUACUGUUGCAGAUUCCCCAUCUUGUCCUGGUACACAAAAUGUUCUUCCUCCCAAGUCCAGCUCGGUGGCCUCCACUGUGCUGUCCAGAGCUUCACCAGCAAGGCUGCCUCCUGCUGCAAGACACCCAGGUGAACCUGCGGCCUCAGCUUCCCAACCCUCAGAGCAAGUACAGUCACCAGGCAUGCAGUAUGGUGAAUAUGUUAAUAAUCAAGCUAGCUCCACACCAACUCCCUUGUCAUCAACUUCCGAUGAUGAGGAAGAGGAGGAGGAGGAUGAGGAAGCAGGGGUGGACAGCUCUUCUACCACAAGCAGCGCUUCACCUGUGCCCAACAGUUAUGACGCCCUGGAAGGAGGCUGCUACCCAGAGAUGCAUUCAUCAGCCAGCAGCCCUGCUCCUGACCGCACCUUGGAACCCAAUUCCACCCCGGCUCAGGCUCUAGCUCCAGCUCCUGCCCCUGCUGCUUCUCAGCCCUCAAAAGUGGCAAAGCCCUUUGGCUAUGGUUAUCCGACCCUCCAGCCUGGGUAUCAGAACACGGCUACACCACCUCAUUCUGGAGUGCAUUCCAGCAGCCCAGCGUAUUCUGGAUUCCAGCAAUACCCUCAGAGGAUAGAUCAACCAUGGCAGGGAAAGCAUGGCAGCCAGCAGGAGCUGGUCAGGCCAGUCCAGCGAGGAAGCGGUGACUGUGAUGCUCAGCAGCCUUCUCCUCUUUCUACAUCUAGGAACCCAGGCCAAGGGAUGGUGCCACCUACAGCAAGGCAUUAUCCAGGUGUGAACCAGCUAUCUUCCAGUCUGGGAGGAUUAAGUCUACAGAGUUCUCCACAACCAGAAAGCCUAAGACCUGUAAACCUCACCCAAGAGAGAAAUAUUUUACCUGUGACUCCUGUGUGGGCUCCUGUACCUAACUUGAAUUUAGAACUCAACAAGUUGAACUGUAGCCCAGAUUCUUUCCGAUGUACGCUGACAAGUAUUCCACAGACACAGGCUUUACUGAAUAAGGCUAAGCUUCCUUUAGGAUUGCUGUUGCAUCCCUUCAGAGACCUUACGCAAUUACCAGUCAUAACAUCAAAUACUAUUGUGAGGUGUCGAUCUUGUCGAACAUACAUCAACCCUUUUGUGUCCUUCAUUGAUCAACGUAGAUGGAAGUGCAACUUGUGCUAUAGAGUUAAUGAUGUCCCUGAAGAAUUUAUGUAUAACCCCCUCACUCGAUCUUAUGGAGAACCUCAUAAGCGACCAGAAGUUCAGAAUUCAACUGUGGAAUUCAUUGCUUCUUCAGAUUACAUGCUUCGUCCUCCUCAACCUGCAGUCUACUUGUUUGUCUUAGAUGUGUCUCAUAAUGCAGUGGAAGCUGGAUAUUUGACGAUUUUAUGCCAGUCAUUAUUAGAAAAUUUAGACAAGCUUCCUGGAGAUUCACGGACAAGAAUAGGAUUCAUGACCUUUGACAGCACUAUUCAUUUCUACAAUUUACAAGAAGGGCUGUCACAGCCUCAGAUGUUGAUUGUGUCUGAUAUAGAUGAUGUUUUUCUACCUACACCGGAUAGUUUACUUGUGAAUCUGUAUGAAAGUAAAGAGCUUAUAAAAGACUUACUGAACACAUUACCAAACAUGUUCACCAAUACAAGAGAAACACACAGUGCCCUUGGUCCUGCACUUCAGGCUGCCUUUAAAUUAAUGUCUCCAACAGGUGGCCGUGUGUCUGUAUUUCAGACACAGUUACCUUCCUUGGGUGCAGGACUUCUGCAAUCCAGAGAAGAUCCUAAUCAAAGAUCAAGUACAAAGGUGGUACAACAUCUUGGCCCUGCAACUGAUUUUUACAAGAAACUCGCUUUAGAUUGCUCAGGACAGCAAACUGCAGUGGAUCUGUUCCUUCUGAGUUCGCAGUAUUCUGAUCUUGCCUCUCUGGCUUGCAUGUCCAAGUACUCUGCGGGAUGCAUAUUUUAUUACCCAUCUUUCCACUCUACUCACAAUCCUGCACAAGCAGAAAAGUUACAAAAAGACCUGAAGCGGUACCUCACGAGAAAGAUUGGAUUUGAAGCUGUUAUGAGAAUAAGAUGUACUAAAGGUCUUUCAAUGCACACUUUUCAUGGAAACUUCUUUGUCCGCUCCACUGAUUUAUUAUCUCUGGCCAACAUCAAUCCUGAUGCGGGGUUUGCAGUACAGUUGUCAAUUGAAGAAAGUCUGACAGAUACUUCCUUAGUGUGCUUUCAAACAGCCCUGUUAUAUACAUCAAGUAAAGGUGAGCGGAGAAUUCGCGUGCAUACACUCUGUUUGCCAGUGGUAAGCUCACUUGCAGAUGUGUAUGCAGGAGUGGAUGUACAAGCUUCUGUCUGUCUUCUGGCAAACAUGGCUGUGGAUCGAUCUAUUUCCUCAAGUCUGUCAGACGCAAGAGAUGCCUUAGUGAAUGCCGUCGUAGAUUCACUGUCUGCCUACGGCUCUACUGUCUCCAGUGCUCAGCACUCGGCAUUGAUAGCACCAGGCUCACUCAAGCUAUUUCCUCUCUAUGUGCUGGCACUUCUCAAACAGAAAGCCUUUAGAACGGGUACAAGCACACGCUUGGAUGAUCGUGUAUAUGCCAUGUGUCAGAUAAAGUCCCAGCCACUUGUUCAUCUAAUGAAAAUGAUUCAUCCCAAUUUGUACAGGAUAGACAGAUUGACAGAUGAGGGUGCCAUACAUGUUAAUGAUAGAGUUGUGCCUCAGCCUCCUCUUCAGAAACUGUCUGCAGAGAAGUUGACCAGAGAAGGUGCUUUCCUCAUGGACUGUGGCUCUGUUUUUUACAUUUGGAUUGGGAAAGGUUGUGACAACAACUUUAUAGAGGAUGUUCUCGGGUAUCCUAAUUUUGCAUCUGUACCACAGAAAAUGACACAUCUUCCAGAGCUAGACACACUUUCAUCAGAAAGGACCAGAUCCUUCAUAACUUGGCUUCGAGACAGCAGACCGUUAAGCACAGUGCUUCAUGUGGUAAAGGAUGAGAGUCCUGCCAAAAUGGAAUUCUUUCAGCAUUUAAUUGAAGACCGGACAGAAGCUGCAUUCUCUUACUAUGAAUUUUUGCUUCAUGUUCAGCAGCAGAUUUGCAAGUGAGGCAGAAUAAUUGAGUGAGAAUACAAGGGUCUCUAACCUAGGCAAAGCCUACUCUGUCCAAGAAGCACAUAGGAAAUUGGGAAUGAUGGUAUUUGUGGUUACAAGACACUACUGCACAGCACUGGGGUUUUGGCAGGAGACAAAGGGGAAGAAGGACCUUGACAGACUUUCUUCAGCCUGCGUUACAGUCAUGACAAUGCUGCUCCACCAAGCAUAUCUGAGGUGGUUUCUACACAUUUCUGACCGUGUAGCAGUACAAUGCAUUCCUCAUUGCAAGCCAGCCAAUACAUGUAGCUGUGUGGAAUGACAUGUCAUAAUACAAAAUUAGAUAAAGAUUCUUUUCUUAUAAUUAAUAUGACAUUCUGGACUUCAGCUCUGACAAGAAAUGCCAGAAGGCAAUGGUACUGUGUUAUUGUUUGUAUGGAUUACUUUUUAACAAGGAAUGAUUCAUAUUCAUUAAAUGAACUCAACAUUUUCCCUGUAAAGGCAAUGGAGUUUCAAUUCAUGGACUAUAGAAGAAAUAUAUAUAAUGUACAUAAAUGUUACAUUUGUAAAGAAAUGUAAAAAUGUAACUACAGUAUGAAUUGCUGAAACUGUGAUAUUGUUGGAUGACAACUCUUUUUGUCACAGUUAGGGAAUGAGGUUGACUAAUGCAUAUUAUGAAUUGAGUCCACAAAGGAAACAAAACUCUUUGUAAUUCUGUUAAAUCUUUUAUGUGGAUUUAUUUAUGAUCAGCCUACUAAUUAAAGAUAUUUUGCUUGA
Jaculus jaculus (lesser Egyptian jerboa) is the source of this 4869-nucleotide messenger RNA. RefSeq names its product SEC24 homolog B, COPII coat complex component (gene Sec24b). Gene Ontology annotation, cellular component: COPII vesicle coat; endoplasmic reticulum exit site. The record is from RefSeq and is a predicted model, not a curated record. Gene Ontology annotation, molecular function: SNARE binding; zinc ion binding. The transcript has 25 exons. NCBI's taxonomy places the organism in Eukaryota, Metazoa, Chordata, Mammalia, Rodentia, Dipodidae. Gene Ontology annotation, biological process: COPII-coated vesicle cargo loading; endoplasmic reticulum to Golgi vesicle-mediated transport; intracellular protein transport. Bases 166 to 4107 code for a protein of 1313 amino acids.